Messenger RNA from Engraulis encrasicolus (European anchovy), 1641 nucleotides. RefSeq names its product claudin 23.1 (gene cldn23.1). Gene Ontology annotation, cellular component: bicellular tight junction; plasma membrane. The coding region runs from base 121 to 921 and encodes 266 amino acids. The record is from RefSeq and is a predicted model, not a curated record. The transcript has a single exon. NCBI's taxonomy places the organism in Eukaryota, Metazoa, Chordata, Actinopteri, Clupeiformes, Engraulidae. Gene Ontology annotation, molecular function: structural molecule activity. Gene Ontology annotation, biological process: cell adhesion; bicellular tight junction assembly.
ACGGGUCAGCCCCCUCAAGUUUCAGUCGGGCAAAGUAAAAAGGUGCGAGGAUAACAGCCCGAGAUUCAUUUUCCCGACAGUGUUUUGACUGAGAACAGGCAGAGAUACGCACAAGCCAAAAUGCCAUCGGGCACCUUCUACCACUAUCGGACGCCUGGCAUCCUGAUCUUCGGGAUGGUGUUGGCGCCGUGCGGAUGGGUCCUCGACCUUACCAGCACGGUUGCUCCGAACUGGAGAACUAUCCAUACCAUACCCAGUGAAUCCACCGACACUUUCCUUCAACAAGGGAUAUGGGACAUCUGCCGUGCGUCGACCACAUCAAGGGAAAUCGAGUGCAACCAACCGGACGAGCCUUACUUCGACGAGCAAAUCAUUGAGAUUGCCCAAGGCAUGAUGGUGGCGUCGCUUAUUGUCACGUUGAUUGGCAUCGCCGUUGCAAUCCCUGGUGUGCGGUGCUGGAGGGAGAGGCCGAACUGGACCGUGGCGGGCCUCGGCGGCCUCCUGAUUUUCUGCUCCGGUGUGCUGACGAUCAUCCCCAUCGCUUGGUACACGCACAUUAUCACCAACAUCACGGCUCCAUCCACCGACAUCCGAGUGGGCUACUGCAUAAUACUUGGCUACAUUGGCGGCAUCCUGGAAGUCCUGGGCGGCUUCGUCAUGUUCAUCGGAAUAUGCCGCUGCUGCAACGGAAAAAACCGAAGCGAGGUGGUGGUGGCGGACACCGGGAAGUCCACCCGUAACCAGCCGCCUCCCAGGAGGAUUACUGUCCCCAGCAUCCCUCGCACAACGAGCAGCGCAAGCAGCGUGCCAUACACCAGGGACUCUUUCGGCCCCACCGAUUUCCCAAGGGCAAAGAGCAACCACGGUAACUCCAAAGCAAGCUCAUCCUACGGUGGCGCACCAUACGACGCGGAUUUGUGAAGAGUGGACACUCAGACUGAUAAAUACUUUCUCCAAAUGAAUAGUAAAUUAUGGUACUUACUUUAUUGUAACACUAACCUUAACAGAAGAGAAAGUGUUGUGACAACGGCACACGUGGGCUUCUGAAAUGAAGGAGCUAUUGAGAUGAGCUCACGUGCAUCUUUUGUCAUGCAGACAUUGAACAAUUAAGUUGUCUUAACUUGGCAGGGCUAGAUCUCUGUUGUUCUGUCGUUAAUCGCGUGAAAUGAAUGUAUGUGAACCAGAAGUAUGGGAAAGGUUUACCCGUUUGUUGUAGGCCUUUGUUGGUCUUGAAGUUGAAACAUGAAGGAUGUCAAGGCCGAUUCUGAAGCGUACAUGCAAUCUUGAGGAACGUGCAAUAUGUCGGUGUUGACAUGAGCUAUAAUUUUAGGCUAAUAUGGAUAUAUAUAUUUUUAUGGUGUGAGGAUUUGGUUAAAGUUUGCAUUUUAACUAAAAGCAGGUAUGCCCAGCUUGUUAAAUCUGUGCAGUUUUAUGCACUACAGUAUACUUUUACAUAUUCUUUAGACUACAAUUUUAAAUUGCAUUACACAUGUUGUCUGGGGAAUGCAAUUAGAUAUUGAUCCCUUCCCAACUGUGAUCUAUGAAGGUGGCGUGACGGUAAGCUGAACUCUUCAAUUAUGUAAAUGGAAAUCUUUGUACUCUUCUGGAAGGACCAAAUAAAUACUUUUAUUAACUUCUGAA